AUGCUUUAUGAUUCCAAAGUUUCAACAAGAGUGUCUCGAUAUCCUAACAUGAUAGCAUGGACAGUAUUAUCUAUUUUAAUUCUUCUUCCAUCAUGUUCCGCGAGGCCAGCACCGCGGAAAAGCUAUACAGAAAUGUUUAAAUGCAAACUCAAUUUUAUUUCAAUGGAUGAAGCGCAAAAGGCUGUUCAGCUUGGCUGUAAACAAAUGGAGCUCGCACCACCCACAAGUCGUUUUCCCGCAUCUUUCAUUGAAUCGGAAUUAUUUGAUCUAACAAAUAUUGUGUUGUUUACGUGGCCUGUAUUUACAUCAGAAAAUGUCUUACGAGAGGAUUACGGUAUAAAUCGCGUUGUUUUUGAUUCCAGUUGCCGAAUUGUCGGUCUUAUUCAAAUAGAGCCUAAUGGUCCCAAACCUUGUCUGCAUUUAAUGGAAGCUGAAGAACUAGAGAUAGCUUAUAAUUUAAAAAUUUACAAUGUACCAUGGAAAAGUCUGCCGCUAUACGGAUACAGGUUUGAAGAUGAAAUUUACCUGAAGAAUGCAGUCGAAGAAUUCGUCGAAUCGAACUUUAGAAAAUUCUACCAUGCCACAAAUAGAAAAAAUCUUUUAAGCCACUACCCGAUCCAUAUGAUGAAUGUAAAGGCAGGAGUUCUGGCUCAGACAAUUCAUCUCGGUUCCAGAGGUAUUGAGAUGUCAACUGAAAGAUGCAGGCGUCGCUUGAUAGUUAAUCCUAACAAGGAAGUAAUCGGCAUAUCACGAAAAGGGUUCUUAGGCUGGAAGCCACUUUCCGAGCUCCGCAGUCUUGAUGAUGCACACAGGAUGAAAGUUUUCUUAGAGAGAGAGCCAGAUAUAGGUAAUGAACCGCUGAAUGACAUAAAUUACAAAGGAGUCCACUUAUCAGCUGCUAUGUUGAAAAGUAAUCUACAAAUAGCUUGCAAAGUUUUCACAGAAAAACAGAUGGGUGCAAAUUUGAAUAUGGGAUAUCCAAUGUUAACGACCUUCGAGACCAUGCCACAUAAGCCGAUACUGAGCUGGCCCUUAAGAAUGCCUGAGAAUUUUGUUCGCGGCGGAAUAAGCAUCUGGCUCGUUUUAGACGCUGAAUGCAAUCUGAUGGGCGUUAGUACAUAA
Blumeria graminis f. sp. triticale is the source of this 1122-nucleotide messenger RNA. The record is from the annotation of a GenBank genome assembly. NCBI's taxonomy places the organism in Eukaryota, Fungi, Ascomycota, Leotiomycetes, Helotiales, Erysiphaceae.